UUUACUUGGUUAAGGAAUGAUCUGUAAAGAUCUAUAUUGACACAUUUUCAAUCAUGGUUGUUGAAAUUUCUUCAGGGUUACCGUGCCAAAUGCCUGAUCUGUUGUGCAAACUGAACUGUUAUUUCUUCAGUGGCUCUCUCUUGUUAGAACCUACACCAGAGUUUCUCUAGGUUAGAGAUUAUGGUGUUUUUGCGACUUGCUACUUUGCAAACUGUUAAUGAUGAAAUCUGGAGUCUGGACUCCUUAUGACUUUGUGAACUUCAACAUUUUGAGAACAUGCUUUUCCCAUUGACAAGAGCACUGCGGCUUCACUAGCAUAAACCAUGGCUGCAGUCCUUUCAAUUUUUCUUGAAACGUACAGAUCCUGGUGCCAUAGAUUAUGUGUACACACAUUUUGCAGUAGUGAGGAAAGCAUUGAAUUUUACUUGGAAUUAACCAACAGAUCAACUCUUCCACCAAUUCUUAGGCUUUUGUGGUUUUAUGGUAGAUUAUCUCAUUCAAUUGCCAACAAACAUAUUUUAUACCUUGUUUGAAUAAAUUCUCUGUACAACUUUGAGUUUGAUGAUGUAAUAAUGGACAUGCAAUCAUCAACUGGAGUGAAGAGAAGAAAUUGACAAUGAGAUCCCUGUGCAAGUGAUUGCUCGUAAACCGGUCUCAAUAGCUUCAAUGUGGUUAUGAUAGAAUUAUAACUUUGUAUGUUUUCCCCUUUAAAAGGCAUUCCAAUAUUUUCAUCUUGCUUUGUCGAUGUAAUUGAUGGAAAUGAGUAAAAAGGCCAACCAUCAGCAUCUAGGAAUCAAUGAUAUUGAACAGAUUGAGAUGCUUUGUUUCAGGGAUUUAUCAAACAAUGGCUUAAUCAGUGAAGUGCAAAGCUUCUGUCUCAGCUAGUCUUAUUGAAGAAAAUGUAAGUGCCAAGUGUAUUUUGAAGGGUUCAUUUCUUCUUUCCCCAAUUUCUUUUAUUUGGUUAUACUUAUACAUAUAAUGGACUUUCCCAAUUUCUUUUAUUUGGUUAUACUUGUACAUAUAAUCGACUCUUAGUGAAAGAAGGGAUUAUGAUGACAGACACUGAAGGCACAAAUUGGAUAAAAUGAGCUCUCUUUUGUUCUUAUUCACUUGUGCUUUGUCCUCUUACUUUUUAAUACAUGUGUUCUUAAUAGAUUACUUAUGAAUUGAUAACUUGGGGUUUGCAGUCAAAGUUUAGCUUCUUAGUAAUUCUAUUUUAGUGGGAGCUUCUGAUGUACUCCUUGUCUUCUUACUCUGCUAAUAUCUAGGAGGUGAUGGGGAAUGCAAUGAAAACAGAAUGAUUGGAGCUGGAAUUCAGUAUAUUUCAGUGUUUAUUAAAGCUGGAAAACGUUUACAAGAAUGCAUGUAGCAGUUCAUUUUUUUCGUUUUGAUUCAUGUCUUGAAGCAGAUGCGAACAAGAUUAUAUGCUUCACUUUCUAAAAUGCAAGGAGUAGUUAGAGAUAGAGAAUGUGAAUGAGAAAAAAAGACAUACAUCAAAAGAAAAGGUAGCGAUUAUGAAGCACAAAUUAAACUGUGUUGAUUUGCAUUUCAUUUAUUUUGAUUUGAUUCGUUUCUAAAGAAUAAGAUGAACCUUUGUUUCUUCAGUGCCUCUGUUCUUUACCUUGGAAAGCUAUGGCAGAAAUCCACUAAGGCUCAUAAAGUGUCUUCAAGUGGACGCUGUAAUAUGUUUCAUUGUCUGAACCUGUGCCUGUUUCAUUCUCAUUUGUUCUCCAUUUUCUUGUUGUAUUACUUGUUUUCCCUUUGCUCUUGCUGUUAUUGUGAUUGUUUGAAGAUGAUUUUGUAACACUCUCUUGAUAUAUAGUAGAGCUAUUUUUUAUGGACUAAUAGUCCCGUAGUUUUUACUCUUCUAUUUGAAGUCUCUUAUAGAGAUCAACGUCGUGUUCUCACCGGAGAGAAUUGCGAGGAUGAGGCCGUCCAAUGCGAGAAGUGAGGACUGAGAUUUUGCUUUUCGACUAUUGGAUGCCUGAGGUGGGUUUUAAGGCCCAGUAUUUGUUAGGCUUGAAUUUUUUUGGAACAAAGGGCCUGAUUAGGC
Messenger RNA from Rubroshorea leprosula, 2053 nucleotides. The record is from the annotation of a GenBank genome assembly. Lineage: Eukaryota; Viridiplantae; Streptophyta; Magnoliopsida; Malvales; Dipterocarpaceae.